Carya illinoinensis is the source of this 765-nucleotide messenger RNA. Its product is annotated as ATP-dependent Clp protease adapter protein CLPS1, chloroplastic-like. The record is from RefSeq and is a predicted model, not a curated record. The transcript is spliced from 3 exons. NCBI's taxonomy places the organism in Eukaryota, Viridiplantae, Streptophyta, Magnoliopsida, Fagales, Juglandaceae. Gene Ontology annotation, biological process: protein catabolic process; proteolysis. The coding region runs from base 131 to 610 and encodes 159 amino acids.
UCUUUAAUCGUAGGAUUCUGCUAACUGUUACUUUAUCUCCGAAUUGCAUAGAAUUUCAGAUAUCUGAUUCCGUCAAGCGGUGGAGAAGAGAGAACAUCGAGGAAGGGAGAGAGAGAGAGAGCGCGCGGCCAUGGAAACUGCCAUAUGCGGUCGAGUCCCUCUUUCACCCAACCAUGUCUUUAACCCUACAAAAUCCGGGGAUAAGUACAUUUUUUGCAAGCAAUGCAAGAACCGGAUCAUUUUGAUGACAGUAUCGGCCGCUGGGCUUGGGAAAGGUGGCGGCUUAUUGGAGAAGCCUACCGUUGAGAAGACGACGCCUGGCCGUGAAUCCGAGUUUGACUUGAGAAAAUCAAGGAAAAUGGCCCCACCUUACCGUGUUCUGCUGCACAAUGAUAACUUUAACAAGCGGGAGUAUGUUGUCCAAGUGUUAAUGAAGGUCAUUCCUGGAAUGACCCUUGACAAUGCAGUUAACAUCAUGCAAGAGGCACAUUAUAAUGGCCUGGCGGUGGUAAUCAUCUGUGCUCAAGCUGAUGCUGAAGAGCACUGCAUGCAAUUGAGAGGUAAUGGCCUUUUGAGUUCAAUUGAGCCUGCCAGUGGCGGGUGCGAAUAGUUUCAUAUUUUUAGAAAAAAGCAAUGCAUGUCUUCAACAACAGCUUUAAUCCGUUUUUAGUGAUGGAAUUCUGUUGAAAUGUACAUAAACUUAAAAAGUCCAUAUGAAGAUGAACCUUUGUUGUGUUUUGCUAUGUUAAAACCAAAUUUAUCUUA